AUGUUUAAGCAACUGGAAGUGGGAGGAUCUGUCCCUCCAGAGACUGACCAUGCUGUGAGCGUCUCUCUCCCGACAUGGAGAGCAAAUGUGGGCUACGAGAAAGGAGAGAAAUGGGUUGUCGAGGCCAUGACUAGUGGCUAUCCACGAUUUUUCAUCCACAAGAGCAUCCAGGCACUCGUAGAGGAAGUAGUGCGCCGCUUUGGCACUCCUGGAGAGGAGUUUGCAACAUUGUUUCCUUCUCGGAGAACUGCAGACCGCUGCUAUCAGUUUAUGAUUUCACGAUUACCUGCUGAGGAGGCGCCAAAGGUCCGUGUUGUUGGUCUCCUGCAUCGACGGCCUCAACCAGCAGAGGUUAGCAAUGACGUUUUGCAUCCAAGUAUUUCAUCGUCGCUCUUUUGCGUUUUGUACCCGGCUGCACAUAGUGGAGUUGCGAAACAGGUGUGGCAGCACACUGGCGACGGCAUCUCCAGCCGGCGGAGUGAAUUUUGUCUAAAGGCCGUAGAAGAUGGGUAUUUAAUUGAAGAGAGUCAACUCCAGCAACGGAGCGCACACACAGACCAGUGGCCUCACAAGGGACCUAGGCGGUAUCAACGGAACGGUUCUCAAGGGAACAUUUACAAAGACUCAACACCUCAGCAGCCACAAACGCCAAAAUCCAAAAUUCCCUCGUCAAAGGAGUUUGACGAGUUUAUCGAAGAGCGCUUUGGACGCAACUUGAGCACGGCACAUGCCAAUAACGCUAAGCUGGCGGUUCGUAGGCGGAUUGCUGGCUCCCUGACAUGUAAUGGCGAACUUAGUGAAGCCCUUCAGGCCGCUUCAUCUGAUGGGCGAAUAGCAGGUUUAACGGAGGAACAUGUGUACCUGUUCCCUUCGGGUAUGAGUUCUAUUUUCAACACUCAUCGCAUGUUGAUGGCGGCCCGGGGACCAAUGAAGAGUAUUUGUUUUGGCUUCCCUUAUGUCGACACGCUAAAGGUCCUGCAAAAAUGGGGUCCUGGUGUUCAAUUUUAUGGCCAUGCAUCCUCAGAAGAGCUAGAAGAUCUUGAGAAACUGUUGGAAGCUGGAGAGCGGUUCCUAGCUCUCUUUACGGAGUUCCCCGGGAAUCCACUCUUAAAAGCUCCGGAUCUCGAGCGCAUUCGGAAUCUGGCAAACAAAUACAACUUUGCGGUGGUUGUGGAUGAGUCUGUGGGUAACUUCAUUAACGUUAACGUUCUUCCAUAUGCAGAUGUGGUCGUGAGCAGCUUGACCAAGGUAUUCAGCGGAGACAGCAAUGUUAUGGGUGGUAGUGCCGUGUUUAAUCCUCACGGGCAAUAUUACCGGAAACUGAAGACUGUGCUUGACGUGGAGUACGAGGAUAACUACUGGGGCGAGGAUGCCAUAUUCCUAGAGCGGAACAGUCGGGAUUUCGUUUCGCGAAUUGAGCGUAUCAAUGCAGUCACGGAGGAAAUAACUGCACAAUUAAAAACAUCUCCUUUGAUCAAAGACAUUUAUUACCCAAAAUACAACACAACACGACCCUUUUACGAGAAAUGCAAGAACCCCAAUGGAGGAUAUGGAGGCUUAUUUUCCAUAACUUUCCACUCGAAUGAAGAGGCGGUUGCCUUCUACGACGCCUUCGAAGUCAUGAAGGGCCCCAGCUUGGGAACGAACUUCACCCUCAGUUCGCCCUAUGUGAUCCUAGCCCAUUACGGCGAACUAGAUUGGGCCAACUCCCUGGGCGUCCCAACAGACCUAGUAAGAACGAGUGUCGGACUCGAAGACCCCGAAGAUCUCAGGGGAAGAGUUCAGCGUGCCCUCGAAGCGGCAGCGAAGGUAUCAAAGAAACUAUAA
Messenger RNA from Paracoccidioides brasiliensis Pb18, 1827 nucleotides. RefSeq lists its product as uncharacterized. Gene Ontology annotation, biological process: transsulfuration. The coding region runs from base 1 to 1827 and encodes 608 amino acids. The record is from RefSeq and is a predicted model, not a curated record. Gene Ontology annotation, molecular function: cystathionine gamma-synthase activity; pyridoxal phosphate binding. The transcript is spliced from 5 exons.